UUCCCACUCAGAGCCAGUGAGGACUAAUUUAGGGUUUUGCGAGGAGGAGGCAAAGUCUUCCUGGGGCUUCGAAGGGAGAGGAAUCGGGGCAUGGGGCUGACAGACACGCAGCGGUCAAUCUGCAAUGCACCCAACGCGCUCCUUGUUCAGCAAUUGUUGGAUUCCGUGACGCAGGCCUGAUCUCUGCAUACAAACCCAUCUCUGUCCUCCAGCAGGAAAUUUAUUGCCGGAGUCGUGAAGCGGGGCGGUGAUUUGGGAUCCCCUUUUGUGUUGCAGAGCUGACAGGUCAGGUGUAGUCGAUGGAGCUAGCCGAAGUACCGCCGAGCAGCAUCCGUGCCCAGAAGCUCGCCCAGGUGAACGAUGAAGCGAAUUCGGGGUUGGGAGGGUCCGGAACGCCUGGCAAACUUCGAGUUGUGAGGGUGAAGCGGAAGAGAGAGCAGGCACCCAUUGAGAAUCUCUGGCUGGAGGUCAGCGAUCCACCAAGCAAACGACAUGAGCCGGAUAUCAGCAGGUUGUCGUUGUCCACAGCUGAGGCUACAGCUCUUCCUGCUAACAUUGUAGACACAACUCCGCCGUCGAAACUACUCUUUCGAAGGCUGGAGACUGUUAGUCCAUCUCAUAGUCAGACGGAGGCGUCAUUGUAUGAAUCUCUCUUGCAAAAGGUUAAAGAAAGAAAGCACGCACAUGAGAAUCGGAAAGAACCACGAGAUACUCGGGCUAAAAGCAAGGCUCAGGAAAAACAGAAGCAGGAUCAGUUACUUGCUGCUGCCAGGAUUCAACACGAGGCUGUUGCGAAAAGAGCACGCUUUGAACAAGUCUGGAAAAGCCGGAGAGAUGGUGCUAAAGCUUCUGCUGAAGGUGUAGAUCCCGACCCCAUGCGGGGGCUUUUUCAACUUUACGAUGUUGUCCGGGUUGAUGAAGAAUCUGCCGAAACCCUUGAAAAGCGAGAGAAAGCUAGAAGGGAAGCUGAACUUGCUCAAGCAGCUCUAGUGGCCAAUUAUUUGCCUCUAUUACGGGAGUGCAUGCCAGAAGCGGCUGCGGAUAUUGAAAAGGACCUAUCGUCCAGUAAUGUUCCAGUCGAGACAGAUGAUUAUGUAUAUGACGUAUAUGCGAUGGACGAGGGAUUCAGUGACCGUGAGGGUGAAGACGAAGAAUUUUAUCCCACGGUACAAAUUGUAGAAACCGAGGGCUUCGAGUGGGGGCAGCCUGGUGAAUCGGAUUAUGAUAGUGAGGAUUCUAACGACGAGAACAAUCCUUUGAACGACUACCCUGACGAAGACGAUUUUGGCGAUUUUGGAGAUCAGAAGAGUAACAAUGACAGUGAUGAGACGGAUUUUGACCUCGUUGGUUCAGAUAGUGGUUCAGAUUAUGACACAGCUCCAUAUGAUAACGAGCAAGAGCUACGUUGGGGACGUCGUCUUUGAGAGCUUAAAAAAUGCUCUCCCAGUGGGCAGACCACCCUGUAGAAUGUGGAAUAUUUAGUUUAUGUCAGCUUAAAUGCUCUCAAAUUUGUAGUCUAUGCAGUACUGGUUCUUGCAAUCAGUGUUGAUAUUGCAGCUUUUAAACCAAUGAAGUGGAUUCUACCCUUGUCCUUUGGGCGUUACCCAGUGCCCAGUGGAAUUAUUACUCAUGUGCAAGUAUAUCGAGCCAUUUUAAUUAAGGUACUGAUGGCUUGAAUAUACAACAUAGUUUUAGACAGACAAUAGUUUCUGUCAAUGUUUGUAACACAA
Molecule: messenger RNA, 1730 nt
Organism: Physcomitrium patens
Lineage: Eukaryota; Viridiplantae; Streptophyta; Bryopsida; Funariales; Funariaceae
Product: RNA-directed DNA methylation 4
Source: RefSeq, a predicted model, not a curated record